AUGCCCCAGAUUGUGAUAUGGAAGCGUUACAAUGACUUCAAGCAGCUGUACAAGUCCAUGUCCAGUCUCCACAAGUCUCUGCACAGACGGGAGGAGUUUCCAUUGUUUGCUAAACCAAAACUGUUUGGACGGUUUGAUGCGGAUGUGAUUGAGGAGCGACGUACCAGUGCCCUUGAUCUACUCAACUUUAUCGGCCGUCAAUGUCACCUGUACCGUUCCAUGGUCUUCAGCAAGUUUUUAGAGGGAGGUACGGUAGUUGAAGGUCUCUCUGGGAAAGUGUUGAAGCCAUCCAGACUCGAUAUUCUCCAGGCCAGCCCUGCCCCAGUACCAGGGACUAUAGGAAACCAGACCAGCACACGUCCGGAGUCAGGCACACGUCCGGAGUCAGGCACCAGUGAAGCUGUUGACAGCAAAGCACAUGAGGAGACAGAUAAAACUGAGUUGCAGGGGGACAAUAACAAGGAGCCAUUACUUGAAGGUGUUUGGAACUUUCCUGCAGUUCCUGACAACAUCAGCUUAAAUUCCUAUGAUGAUGAUACAGAUGUGGACUCCACCCUGGGGACGCCCCUCCCUCAGUCUGAUCUUGCAUUCUUUGACCCCCUUGGGAAGGAUAAAGAGGAGGAUGGGGAGGAUGAGGGGUCAGGCCUCCGUACCAGCAAGAGCUGGAUCCAGGAGGCAGUCAACACUUGUAAUGAGAUGGACAUUGCCGAGACAUCAACUGGAGAUGACCAGAAUUUGACCACUGAUGGUCUUGACCACCAUACUGCUGGGCUGCAGUUUUCCAUUGAUUCACGUAGCGAACUCACCGACUCAACCAGUUCCAGCACUCUCUCUCAAUCAACUCAGUCCACCGUUCAAGAUGUCAGCGAAUUUGACCCCUUAUGUCAGAUGACCCCUAGGAAGGGAAGCAUCGGGUCAAAGGUCGUUGUGGGGAAAAGUGACCUUGACAUUUCACAGAUGACUGGUUUCACUUCUAGUAAUUCUGCAAGUAUAGAAUCUUCUUCAAGCAACAUGUCUACACCAAGAAAAACUUCGAAGAAACCAUCCAAGUUUAUUUCCUCCCAGGCUCGCCAGCGUUCAAUCACCAAGGAAAGCGUGUCAACAAUGGAUCUGGGUCACUCAGAUGAUUACAUCCACAUGGCUGCACGGCAGAUCUGUCUCGCUCAGGAGUAUGAAGCAAGCAGCCAGUUUGAGCUGGCGUUCGCUACAUACAAGAGUUGUGUGGGGAUACUAUUGCAGGGAGUGCAAGGUGACAGUAACAAGAGUCGUCGAGACGCAGUGCGCAGGAAGACGGCCCAGUACCUAAUGAAGGCUGAAGACCUUUAUAACAGACACCUGGCUAGCGAGGCAUCUGACGAACAGAGAUGGGCGAUGGACAGCACCCUGAGCCCCUCAACGGAGGUUGACCCCUCACUGACCUUUCUGCGGGCUCCGGCCAGCGAGUUGAAGAAGUUUAAAGUUCUGGGAACCAUUGACAAAGUCAUCCUGGUACUUGAUAGGGCAACAGAGGAGACUUAUGUCAUCAAGAGGCUGUAUAAAUCAGCAAAAGGGAACAGAAACCGUCGCAACGUUCUCCCCACCUCAUGUCCAUAUAUGGUGAACCUUCACAAGUUUUAUGAGACCAAGAGCACCAUCUACCUCCUGCUUCAGUACGCAAGUGGAGGCAAACUCUGGGACUACGUGGGGGCAUACCUACGGGCAGCUCAGGACCUCGCCCGGGAGGGUGGGCCUGGGGGUGGGGAGGGGACGCAUGGGCAGGAUUUUCAGAAUGUUUACACUGGGUUCAAGGUACAUCACUCUGAUAACAGGAGGGAAUCAUUUAUUAAGGAAAACGGUUCUGAUGGAAGUACAGUUACUUCCCCUACUUCUCCUUUAGAGAGUGAUAUUAAAAGUAUCUCCCCUGUUGAUGACAGUAGUGCAGUUGUUUCCCCUAUGGAUGGGAAUAGUGCAGUUACUUCCCCUAUUGAAACAAAAAGUGGGUUAGGAGAUCAGGUUGUGUUUAAUAAGGAGGGGGGUAAUGUGUAUUUAUCGGAGCCGUCUUCUGGAGCUAAACAAGACUUAAGUGUGAGUGAUUUUCAGCUCGAUCUUAAUGGCGGAAAAAUGGUUUUUAGUGACAUUUCUUCACCGGUGGUUGAGAAUGAUAACCAGAAUAGUGCAAUAGUGGGUGAUACUGAUGAUGAUGUUGAUGAAAAUAGUGUUCUUGAUUCAACUGAUGAUACAAAUAAAGUGCAAUAUCAAAGAUUUACAAGCUUUUCUUCAGAAGAAAACAUGGAUGAUGAUUUAGAUAAAUCCACAAGUUAUCCACCUCAAAUUGAACGUCAAAUUUCCUCUGGUGCACAAUUUCAAGACCUCUUAAACACAAACACAAAAAAAACACCUCUCGAAAACUUUAGCAUUAAUAGUUUUGAUAGUGGUGAUGGAUUUUUAAGAGUUGAUAGUAAUGUAUCAGACAAUAUAGAGGUCAUUCAAGAAGUCAAUGAAAAUGGCUGUGAUACGGAUGUUUUUAACUGUGAUUAUACAACAGACAAACCAGAUGCUCAAAAUGUGGCUCAGAACAAAAGUGAUGUAGAUAUAAACAAUGAUAUUGAACCAUAUUUUCUAGACAAUCAGGACACACAGAGCCAACCAUGGAAAGGUUUAGAUGAUAAAAGUGAUAGAAAUGAUAAAGCAGAUACUAGUACUAGUAGUAGUGACGAUGAAAUUAUAAAAAGCUCAAAAGCUUUGCUGAGAAAUGUAGAAAGGACGCUGUCUCAAAUAGAUUUUGAGGGAAAUGAGAAACCCGACCUAGAAAGUCUCGAAAAAGACAAAAUUCUUGAUAGUGAAACAAAGACAGAAGGUGAAACUGAGUCAGAAAUUGAAACUAAGACACAAACUGAGGAGCCUAGUAUCUAUGACUUCUAUCGCCAUAGCGACACAGACAGUCACUCAGAAACGCCAUCUGUUGACAAUAGUUUGCCAAUGCCUGAGCUAUCUAAUUUGAACAAUAACAGUGAUUUGGUUGUUAACAAUUUAUUACAAACCGACCAUAACUUUGGCAAUGGUUUUGACGAUAACGAUAAUGAAUCAUUAAACAGUUCUCACCAAAGCUCGCAAGAAAAGUCGCGCACAUCAUCAGAUAUUUCCACUCCUAGAAAACUGACUCUUCCACGAUUAAACUCCACGGAAUUAAGUAGAUCUGCUUCGACUGUGGAGGAGUCAAGUUCACCGAUGAAGGCUCGGCAAAGGACUAUAUCACACCUUUUUGAACAGCUUGAUAUAUCCGCUCAAAACCCGGAACAAGUCAAGAUUCCAGAGUCCUUCAUCUGUCGGUGGGCAGCUGAAAUCAUUGUAGCUCUAUCCAGACUGCAUGCCCUUGGAAUUAUUUGUAGGGACUUGAAGCCGGACAAUGUGUUGCUAGGCGACCAGGGCCAUGCGACCUUGACCUACUUCUGUCAGGUUAACCAGGUAGAUGAGGUCACAGACUUUGAUGCUGUCAGCAAUCUGUAUGUUGCUCCUGAGGUGCUGGGUAUUGGAGGUUACACAGAGACAUGUGAUUGGUGGAGCCUUGGAGUGCUGUUGUACGAGCUGCUUGUUGGAAGGAGCCUGUUAUCCUGUCACCCUGGGGGCAUCACAUCCCACACGCAGCUGUUUAUACCUGACCACCUCACACAAGAAGCCAGGUCUCUUCUGCAGCAGUUACUCGUAUACAGCCCACGCGAACGUCUUGGGGCAGGGCUACAUGGGGUGGAGGAAAUCAAGGUUCACCCAUUCUUCCACGGAACAGACUGGAACGGCAUAGAAUUGUGAACCAGUCUUAGUGUAUCGAAAUGUGACUAGAAAAUGUGACGCAGUGAACCAGUCUAGAACACUUAGAAAUAUAAACCAGACUCAUGGACUGAGCUGUUAACCAAUCCAGGAGGGUUAGAAGAAAUGUUCAGCAUGCCUGAAUUGAGAUUAACUCUUUAAAUAAGAAGCCACUAAAUAACGUUCCAAUAGCCGCAAAUGCUCAUUCUGUAAUAUUGACAGGCUAUUGCCAAGCUGACAGAGCGGCAAUUGACCAUCAAAACCAAUCAUAGCCGAAAUAUUCAGCUCUUGAAUAAUCGAUAAUUGGAUCGAGUACCAAAUUUCAGAAAAAUUCACACCACAAUUUACCAAUAUUUUUUCUUACCCCAUCCACUAUAAUCAUACUAUAUAUAUAACCUUUAAAAUGGUUAACAACCACGCGAAAUCUUUACAUGAAACUUUUUUAACUCAAGGCUUCGUCACUUGUAAAAUAUAUGUUUUCCUAUGACAUUCGUUAAAUUUAAACAAAAACACUAUUAUCAGAAAAUAUCCUCUAAAUAUAUAUUAAUCAACAACACAUAGAGUUAAAUUUUACAAUAUAAUUGAUGCUCAGUAUGCUGUUGCGUGUCUUAUUUUGUGUACAAUAAGUUAGGCUAUUUAACAGUCAAACCUGGUAAGAGGGUCACCUGUAUUAAGCGAUCACCUGUAUUACCCGGCCACUCCAAAUUCUUCCCCUACGUUUUUACUAUAUAAAGUAUAUAUGCAAUAAGCGGCCAAGUGUCUAACGCGGCCGCGGUCACUCAUCUGUCAUCCCUUAAAGCCAUUUUGGCACUAAUUAACUGCAAUAACUGUCCUUGUGCAUUCGAAUUAAAAUGAAAAAAUAGCGUGAAAUUGUCUUGAGGUUUAAAAUUUCAUAGUCAUUGCUGUAACACUGUUUUGUCCUUGCUACGAGGGUUGUCCGGAAAGUUUUGAGACUAUGUCUAUAUUUCAAAACGUUUUUGAUAUAAAUCAACAAACACUAAGCAGCUAAGUGUAUAUAGACUAUUCAUGAGUUUCCUUUCGAAAAAUAACAUUCUUUCCUACAAAUACCACUUGGAAUAUAAUAUUUAGGCAAGAUAAAAAAGCAAUCUUGAAGAACAUAUGUCGAAUAUUUAAAUAAAGCUAUCCAAAUGAUUCCUUGGUCUUAUACAAUUGAUGAAAAAAUAAUUUCUUGUAC
Molecule: messenger RNA, 4978 nt
Organism: Mya arenaria
Lineage: Eukaryota; Metazoa; Mollusca; Bivalvia; Myida; Myidae
Product: ribosomal protein S6 kinase delta-1-like
Exons: 15
Coding region: 1-3786 (1261 amino acids)
Biological process (GO): protein phosphorylation
Molecular function (GO): phosphatidylinositol binding; protein kinase activity; ATP binding
Source: RefSeq, a predicted model, not a curated record